This is a messenger RNA of Sphenostylis stenocarpa, 1230 nucleotides long. The record is from the annotation of a GenBank genome assembly. NCBI's taxonomy places the organism in Eukaryota, Viridiplantae, Streptophyta, Magnoliopsida, Fabales, Fabaceae.
AUGGUUGGAAUGGCAGCAGCAACAGCAUCCUCCCAAUUGAUUUUGUCAAAGCCUUGUUUCCCCUCACGUCUAUGCCCCUUCCAACUAUGUGUCUUUAACACAAAAUCAGUGCUAUCGAGUUCAAGUAGCAGGAGAAGGCAUGUGGGUGCGUCUGGAGUCAGGUGCAUGGCUGUGGGGGAAGCAACGACUGAAACGAAGAAAAGAAGUGGAUACGAGCUUCAAACCCUGACUAGCUGGUUGCUGAAGCAAGAGCAAGCUGGUGUGAUUGAUGCAGAACUCACUAUCGUGUUGUCUAGCAUUUCCAUGGCAUGCAAACAGAUUGCUUCUUUGGUGCAAAGAGCUAACAUUUCCAACCUCACUGGCGUUCAAGGAGCUGUAAAUGUUCAAGGGGAAGACCAGAAAAAGCUUGAUGUUGUUUCAAAUGAGGUUUUCUCAAACUGCUUGAGGUCAAGUGGCAGGACCGGAAUAAUAGCGUCAGAGGAAGAGGAUGUGCCAGUGGCAGUAGAAGAGAGUUAUUCUGGCAACUACAUUGUAGUGUUUGACCCACUUGAUGGGUCAUCCAAUAUUGAUGCUGCAGUGUCAACUGGGUCCAUUUUUGGAAUAUACAGCCCCAAUGACGAGUGUCUUGCUGACAUUGGUGAUGACCCCACGCUUGGCACAACAGAACAAAGGUGUGUCGUGAACGUGUGCCAACCCGGAAGCAACCUUCUUGCAGCUGGUUACUGCAUGUAUUCUAGCUCAAUCAUCUUUGUUCUCACACUUGGAAAAGGAGUGUUUGUGUUUACACUGGACCCUAUGUAUGGCGAAUUCGUUUUGACUCAGGAAAACCUCCAGAUACCAAGAGCCGGCAAGAUUUAUGCUUUCAAUGAAGGGAAUUAUCAGUUGUGGGAUGACAACUUAAAGAAAUAUAUUGAUGAUCUCAAGGACCCAGGUCCUACUGGGAAGCCUUAUUCUGCAAGGUACAUUGGUAGCUUGGUAGGAGACUUCCACAGAACACUACUAUAUGGUGGCAUUUAUGGAUACCCCAGAGACAAGAAAAGCAAAAAUGGGAAGCUCAGACUCCUAUAUGAAUGUGCUCCUAUGAGCUUCAUUGUAGAACAGGCUGGUGGAAAAGGUUCAGAUGGCCAUCAGAGAAUACUGGACAUUCAACCAGUGGAGAUUCAUCAACGCGUGCCACUAUACAUUGGGAGCGUAGAAGAGGUAGAGAAGGUGGAAAAGUACUUGGCUUAA